AUGGAGAGGUCUCUGGAAUUGGCCAAUAUGUCCAGAGUCCAAGAGUUUAUCCUACUGGGUUUGUCUGCCAGGCAAGAUGUAAGGAUUGGCCUAUUUGUCAUCUUUAUGACCCUCUACCUGCUGAUCCUCCUGGAGAACAUGCUCAUCAUCUACCUCAUCUGCAGUCACAGUGAGCUCCACAAGCCCAUGUACUUCUUCCUGGACAACCUGAGCGGCCUAGAGAUGUGCUACGUGUCAGUGACCAUGCCCAGCCUGCUCGUGGGGCUGAGGUCCAGUCUACGCCAUGUGUCCUUCACAGCCUGCAUAAUUCAGCUUUUUUUAUUCGUAUCUCUCAUUUGUACCAAGUGCACCCUCCUGGCUUCCAUGUCUUAUGACCGCUAUGUGGCCAUCUGUCAUCCACUCCACUACCUGCUCUUCAUGAGGCCCCAGGUCUGCCUGGGCUUGGCCGUGUCCUCAUGGCUUGGUGGGCUGCUGGUCUCAGUGGUUAAGACAUCAUGCAUUGCCAGCCUGUCCUACUGUGGCCCCAAUGUCCUCAAUCACUUCUUCUGUGAUGUUUCCCCUCUGCUCAACCUGUCCUGCACCCACGUGGCCCUGACAGAGCUGGUGGACUUCAUCUCCACCAUCUUCAUCUUCUGUGGGUCAUUACUGAUUGCUCUAGCCUCCUAUGCGGCCAUUGGGAAGGCUGUGCUCCACAUGCCUUCAGCUGCUGCCCGUUGCAAAGCCCUCUCCACCUGCGCCUCCCACCUGAUUGUGAUGGGCAUUUUCUACUCGGUGGUCCUUUUCACGUAUUCCCGACCCAGCCGCGUCGAAUCCACAGACCUCAACAAGAUGCUGUCAGUCGUCUACACGGUGGCCACGCCCACGUGCAGCCCUAUCAUCUACUGCCUGCGGAACAAGGAGGUCCACGCAGUGCUGCGGAAAACCCUGCACUUGCGGUGA
Ceratotherium simum simum (southern white rhinoceros) is the source of this 939-nucleotide messenger RNA. Its product is annotated as olfactory receptor 6Z7-like. Gene Ontology annotation, cellular component: membrane. Gene Ontology annotation, biological process: G protein-coupled receptor signaling pathway. Gene Ontology annotation, molecular function: olfactory receptor activity; G protein-coupled receptor activity. Lineage: Eukaryota; Metazoa; Chordata; Mammalia; Perissodactyla; Rhinocerotidae. The record is from RefSeq and is a predicted model, not a curated record.